This is a messenger RNA of Oncorhynchus masou masou (cherry salmon), 6484 nucleotides long. RefSeq names its product phosphatidylinositol-5-phosphate 4-kinase, type II, alpha a (gene pip4k2aa). NCBI's taxonomy places the organism in Eukaryota, Metazoa, Chordata, Actinopteri, Salmoniformes, Salmonidae. Gene Ontology annotation, cellular component: plasma membrane. The transcript is spliced from 11 exons. Gene Ontology annotation, biological process: phosphatidylinositol phosphate biosynthetic process. The coding region runs from base 922 to 2247 and encodes 441 amino acids. Gene Ontology annotation, molecular function: 1-phosphatidylinositol-5-phosphate 4-kinase activity; 1-phosphatidylinositol-4-phosphate 5-kinase activity. The record is from RefSeq and is a predicted model, not a curated record.
AUCUACAUAACUGGAUUCAACAAUGUGGUCAAUUGCGCAAGGCGUAAUACAAUUUAGGCUACCUGGAACGCUACUAUUGUCCAAUCUGUCUGCACGAGGGAAUGUCGCUCUGGCUGUCAUCCUUCCCUGGAGCUGUCAGUUGACAGUACAACACCGAGCCGAAAGCAUCGUAGAAAAGAACACAGUUUUGAUAAAACGUAGGUUUUAGAUUUCUUAUCUUUGGCACUGGAACGGUUGGGCCACUGUCAUAUUUCGAGGCUGACCAACAAACGCGUAGGAGGGAGAAAAACCAAAAGGACUGAAUAGCUAGCUAGUUGCUAGUUAGCAAGCUAACGACCGUUAGCUUUGGCCAGUGCUGCCACUGCUCUGCUAAAGCGUUCGGUAGGAGUGUGCAGAACCAGUAGGCAGGCGAGCUGCGUUGGCAUUUUAGUGUAGUUGGUUGGAAAAAUGAUUGCUACGGUUGCAUUAACAUUUUUCUUUUAUUUCACCAUUGCGGUAUUAGCUUUCUAAAUGUUUUGCCUGGAUGCGUCCAGUCAGUAGCUUGGUUAGCCAGAGAGCAAUGCUAAGUGACGACGUCGACUCAGUGAGGCUGUAGUGUCGGGGGUGAGGAGUUUGAGGAAGGAAGAGGUGACUUACAAUGUUGGGGGGAAGUGUUGGGUUAAUGAGCUAGUGGUGCGUUAGCUGACAGUGAAGGAAAUAACGUUAAUAUUUUACAAUACAUUAUCAACGACCGUCAUUUCGUUAACAGCUAACUAAAAGCUAAUGCAAAUUAGAGAGGCUAGGUAAUACAGAAAAUACUGUUGUUUUCGGCUUGCUCGCAAGCUAAAUGCAGAGGGAGGGUGAUCAUUGAGUGGCUACUCUCUCAGCUCCAUUAAUAACUGUCACUGACAGUGAUAUCCAGCCUAUUUCACAUAACUAAAGAUGGCUACAGCGAGCAGCAUUGCCGCAUCUAUUGCGAGCAAGACGAAGACGAAGAAGAAACACUUCGUGGCUCAGAAAGUGAAGCUUUUCCGAGCCAGUGACCCUCUGCUCAGCGUCCUUAUGUGGGGAGUCAACCAUUCGAUCAAUGAGUUGAGCCAUGUUCAGAUCCCUAUCAUGCUGAUGCCUGAUGACUUCAAGGCCUACUCUAAGAUCAAGGUGGACAAUCACCUCUUCAACAAGGAAAACAUGCCGAGCCAUUUCAAGUUUAAGGAGUACUGUCCUCUGGUGUUCCGCAACCUUAGAGAACGUUUUGGCAUCGACGACCAGGAUUUCCAGAACUCCCUAACCCGUGCAGCUCCGUUAAACAGUGAUUCCCAGGGUCGGAGUGGGGCUCGCUUCCACACCUCCUACGACAAACGCUAUGUCAUCAAAACAAUCACCAGUGAGGAUGUGGCUGAGAUGCACAACAUCCUCAAGAAGUACCACCAGUUCAUAGUGGAGUGUCAUGGCAACACGCUGCUGCCUCAGUUCCUGGGGAUGUACCGCCUCACAGUGGACGGAGACGAGACCUACAUGAUCGUCACCAGGAAUGUCUUCUCCCACCGCCUCUCUGUCUACAAAAAAUAUGACCUCAAGGGCUCCACUGUGGCCAGGGAGGCCAGCGACAAGGAGAAGCAGCCACGCCCUCCUGAGGAUGCGCCACCGCGGCCCAAAUCUAACGUUCAGCAAAGGCUGCAAACGCUGCGGAUCGCCACGCGCUUUUACUGCGCCAUGAAACACGUAAGAGACGCCAAGGAGCUGCCCACCUACAAGGACAACGACUUCAUCAACGAUGGACAGAAGAUCUACAUUGACGAUGACAACAAGAAGAUGUUCCUGGAGAAACUACGUAAAGACGUGGAGUUCCUGGCCCAGUUGAAGCUGAUGGACUACAGUCUGCUGGUAGGGAUCCAUGACGUGGAGCGGGCUGAGCAGGAGGAAGUGGAGAGUGAGGAUAACGAGGGGGAUGAUGAGGGGGAGAGUGACGGAGGGAUUGGCACGCCCCCGGACUCCCCCAGUAACACCCUGGACAGCACCAAGCCCCUGUCCCCGGGGGAGUUUGACCCCACCAUAGACGUCUAUGCCAUCAAGAGCAACGACAGUGCUCCUAGGAAGGAGGUGUACUUCAUGGCGGUCAUUGACAUUCUGCAGCAUUACGAUGCCAAGAAGAAGGCUGCUCAUGCUGCUAAGACCGUCAAACAUGGGGCGGGAGCUGAAAUCUCCACGGUAAACCCAGAGCAGUACUCCAAGAGGUUCUACGACUUCAUCACCACCAUUCUCUCAUAGCCCCCAGGGGAAGGGGAGGGGGCACUUAGGGAGAGGAGGGAUGGAGGAAAGCAAAUGGUGAGGGUGGGGUAUUGCGCUCCAUCUCUCCGCCAACAAGGGUGUCCCUCUCAGCAGCUAAUACCAUCAUUCGUUUACAUUCAUAUUCUCCGCUGUUACAUUGAACAGGAGAACUGCUAUUCUAGGUUCUAGUCCGUACUUUUUUAUUAGUUUGUUUUGUUUACUUUGGGAAUGUUUAUUUGUUUUUUUUACUGCCUCUUAACACCACGUCCUCAACCUGCAUUGUUUUUGUUUGUUUGUUCUGCAUUCCUGUUUGGGGGGGGUUAAAAUGAGGAUGAACAGGGCUGUGAUUGGAAAGCAAUAGUGCGGUCACUCGGAGUAAAUAGUAUAGGAUGAAGUGCUCGUCUUCAGGAAGUAUGAAGCAGUCUUCCAGUAGGCCUUCAGCCAGACCAUCCAAUCGCCAUUUAGUACAGCCCUGCCCCAGCCAAAGCUACUUUCCUAUUUGUCCCAUCAUCCAUCACUUUCCCGUUAAACCCUCCUCCUGGCAGUGGAUGUUACUCCUCCAUUUUCACCUUACACUGCUAUCCUCCUGUCACACACACUGCUCUCCUCUACCCCUCCCUCCAUAUACAAGAUAAGUUAAGAUGAGUUGUGUUUAGUAAGACAGGGAGCUGGUCAGUAGGGCUGUGUUUAAUAAGACCGGGAGCUGGUCAGUAGGGCUGUGUUUAAUAAGAUGGGGAGCUGGUCAGUAGGGCUGUGUUUAAUAAGACGGAGAGCUGGUCAGUAGAGCUGUGUUUAAUAAGACGGGGAGCUGGUCAGUAGGGCUGUGUUUAAUAAGACAGGGAGCUGGUCAGUAGGGCUGUGUUUAAUAAGACGGGGAGCUGGUCAGUAGGGCUGUGUUUAAUAAGACGGGGAGCUGGUCAGUAGGGCUGUGUUUAAUAAGACGGGGAGCUGGUCAGUAGAGCUGUGUUUAGUAAGACGGGGAGCUGGUCAGUAGGGCUGUGUUUAGUAAGACGGGGAGCUGGUCAGUAGGGCUGUGUUUAGUAAGACGGGGAGCUGGUCAGUAGGGCUGUGUUUAGUAAGACGGGGAGCUGGUCAGUAGGGCUGUGUUUAAUAAGACGGGGAGCUGGUCAGUAGAGCUGUGUUUAGUAAGACGGGGAGCUGGUCAGUAGGGCUGUGUUUAGUAAGACGGGGAGCUGGUCAGUAGAGCUGUGUUUAGUAAGACGGGGAGCUGGUCAGUAGGGCUGUGUUUAGUAAGACGGGGAGCUGGUCAGUAGGGCUGUGUUUAGUAAGACGGGGAGCUGGUCAGUAGGGCUGUGUUUAAUAAGACUGGGAGCUGGUCAGUAGGGCUGUGUUUAAUAAGACUGGGAGCUGGUCAGUAGGGCUGUGUUUAGUAAGACGGGGAGCUGGUCAGUAGAGCUGUGUUUAGUAAGACGGGGAGCUGGUCAGUAGGGCUGUGUUUAGUAAGACGGGGAGCUGGUCAGUAGGGCUGUGUUUAGUAAGACUGGGAGCUGGUCAGUAGGGCUGUGUUUAAUAAGACAGGGAGCUAGUCAGUAGAGCUGUGUGUGAUUUAUGACAUCACUGACUGAUCUGGUUUGUCUCAUUCUGGAUAGUUACCAGGAAGUUGGUGUGUGACUUCCUGUGGGAAAGGGCAGGGCGGCGGUGUGAUCCUUCAUGGACCUUUUGAUCCCGCAUUGCCAUCAGCACCUUAAACAAAUCAUUGCACUUUUAUGUUGUUAAACAUAGGAUUUUUUUGUUCUGUUACAUGUGCUGCAACAAAAGCACUGUUUGAAGCUAUCGAACUGUGCCCCAAGAUUUUUGAUGGGGUGUAGUAGGGAUGAGGGAAAGUGUCUUGGCUGUAAGGCACUAGGGAGUAGGAGGGACUACAGGUGGGUUUGGCACAGGGUCUAAAUGUAGUGAGCAGCAGAGAGAGAGGGGUGUGUUCAGGACAGACAGCCCAGUGUUUACCUCUGGCAUCAUACCUGCCUGAACCAGAGUCUUAGCCACAUCUGUCUGUCUCAGGUCUCCAACCCCGGCCCUGAAGAGGUCCUGGGUAUGCAGGCUUUUACUCCAGCCCAGCACUAGCACACCUGAUUCAGCUAAUUUUGGUCCAGACUGAAGACCUUGAUUAGUUGGUUAUUUGAAUCUGUACGUGUAGUUAUGGAUCCCCAUUAGCUGCUGCCAAGGCACCAGCUAAUCUUCCUGGGGUCUGUCAAAAUUAAGGCAGUUAUACAAUUUUAAAAACAUUACAAUACAUUCAUAAGAGAUUUACAACACACUGUGUGCCCUCAGGCCCCUACUCCACUACCACAUAUCUACCAAACAAAAUCCAUGUGUACAAUUAUGUGUAAUGCGUAUGAAUAUGUCUGCGCUUAUGUUUGUGUUGCUUCAGGCAUUUUAAAGCUGGGCUGGAACAAAAGCCUGCACACCCAGUAGCUCUCCAGGUACCGGAGUUGGAAAACCCUGAGACAUACAAAGAUCUCUACAUAUGGUUCAGGCCUGAAUCGGACAUGUUUCAGGUUUUCGUGAAAGAGGGAGAAGGGGAGGGUGGGGAAGAGGUGCUGGGUUGUAGAAAAAUAUGCUUUUGUUUAAGUGGUGACGUCAUGCCAACCUGUCAGCCUCUCCUUUUAACAUUUGUCUGUUAUUCAGACUUGUUGGUGUUUUUGAAAGGUUGUUUAUCUCUGAAUUUGGCAGGUUUGAAUUUACUUGGUAAAUUUGUAUAUUUUGCACAAAAAGGAACCAAAUGUUAUGCAUCCGAUCCUGACUGGUUGCUGUGGUCUUAACAAGGGAAACACAAUAUCAUUAUACCUGUACCAGAACCAUAUACACACUGAGUGUACAAAACAUUAGGAACUCCUACCUAAUAUUGUGUUUCACCCCCUUUUCCAUCAGGGCAUGGACUUGACAAGGUGUCGAAAGCGUUCUACAGGGAUGUUGGCCCAUGUUGACUCAGACUUCCCACAGUUAUCAAGUUGGCCGGAAGUCCUUUUAGUGGGGGACCAUUCUUGAUACACACAGGAAACUGUUGAGCAUUUAAAACCUAGCAGCAUUGCAGUUAUUGACACAAACUGGUGCGCCUGGCACUUACUACCAUACCCCGUUCAAAAGGCACUUAAAUCUUUUGUCUUGCCCAUUCACCCUCUGAAUGGCACACAUGCACAAUCCAUGUAUCAAGGCUUAAAGAUCCUUCAUUAACCUGUCUCCUCCCUUUCAUCCACCCUGAUUUGAAGUGGAUUUAACAGGUGACAUCAAUAAGGGAUCAUAGUGUUCACCUGGUCAGUAUGUUAUGGAAAGAGCAGGUGUUCCUAAUGUUUUGUACACAGUGUAUACUGUUUGACUCUCUCUAUAUAUAUAUAUGGCUCUGACUUGUACCAAGUGAGAAGAGUCUGUGGUGUUUUAUCUGUGAUUGGUAACCAACUAAAACCAGUAACAUUGUCCUCUACUAUUCUAUCACAAGCAAAAAGCUUCCAUAUUGUUUUAGAUGCAUAGAUUAUAUUCACAUAUAUUUUUACAUUCAUUGCAUUUAAGUCAUUAAAUAUAAUUGUAUUUUAAAGCACCACCCUUUGAGUGAAUGACAGUGUUGGGUUAUAUGAAGAAUGAUACUGCUUGAAUUUGUACAAUGCUUGUACGUACUGUAAAAACAAAACAAAUGCAUGUUGCAGGAAUAUGCUUUCUUCCUCCUAUGUCUUGGCUGUUUAGAUCCAUUGUAGCUCUCCUAGACUUAACCCCAUCUGAGUCUCUCCUUACCAUGCUUUAAACUGUAUUUGUAUCAUAUACACUGUGUAAGAGGUGUGCCUUUAUACUCCAAAUUAUUUACAUUUUUACCUUUUUUUUAAAAACUUUUUGUUUAUAAAGUUUAUUUUAAUAAUAGGGUGGUUACUUUGAGAUGUAUCCUCAGUUUUAUUUUCCAUCUUUUCUCCUUCCCUGUGUAGUAGGUGUUUUCAAUCUAUUAUUGUUAUGGAGUCAAAUUGACAAUUUUAUUGACUUUGACAUUUUAGUUUUGUUUGAAAACUCAGUCUCUGUGGUAAUUUUAUGGGUAGAAUAUUGUCAUUAGGCACUGAUCCAGUGUACCUUCCCCAAAUCCUAACCUUGCCAUUUGGGGGGAAACUGCAAAUCUGAACAUAGAUCAGUGUCUAGGGACAAUGUCUACCUCUUCCCUGGUGUGGAGAUGGCAUCUAUGCUGAUGUUAACCCUUCGUUCCUCGCUGCUUCUGUCUCAGUAAAGACCUUUUUUGUUUGUG